CAUGACACAAGCACAACUCCAUCCCCCUCUCUCUCUCUCUCUCUCUUGCUUGCUUGCUUGGCCUGUCCGUUUCUCUCUCUACUAUUGUGUUCUCCUCUCAUCGAUCAGCAAGGAGGGAGGGGGGAGGAGGGGAGGCAGAGAUAGAGAGAGAUGUCGAUGAGCUUCUUGAGCAUGGUGGAGACGGAGCUGCCGCCGGGGUUCCGGUUCCACCCGAGAGACGACGAGCUCAUCUGCGACUACCUCGCGCCCAAGGUCACCGGCAAGGUCGGCUUCUCCGGCCGCCGCCCUCCCAUGGUGGACGUCGACCUCAACAAGGUCGAGCCAUGGGACCUCCCUGUGACUGCAUCGGUGGGAGGCAAGGAGUGGUAUUUCUACAGCCUAAAGGAUCGAAAAUACGCGACGGGGCAGCGCACGAACCGGGCGACGGUGUCGGGAUACUGGAAGGCAACCGGAAAGGAUAGGGUGGUGGCGCGGCGGGGUGCGCUAGUGGGGAUGAGGAAGACGUUGGUGUUCUACCAAGGGAGGGCCCCUAAGGGGAGGAAGACGGAGUGGGUGAUGCACGAAUACAGGUUGGAGGGAGCACAUGAGCAAGCCUCCAAGGAGGACUGGGUCCUGUGCAGAGUCAUAUGCAAGAAGAAAUCAGGAGUUGGUGCCACCCCCAGGCCAAGGAACCUCACCAACAUUGUCCAUGGCACAUCCACAGACACCUCCUCACCGCCACUGCCACCACUCAUGGACACCACCCUGGCACAGCUCCAUGCCACCAUGAACACCUCCGCCGCCGCCACGGCCGCACUUGAGCAAGUGCCCUGCUUCUCCAGCUUCAGUAAUAACAGUGCCAGCAACAGCAGCUACCUCCCCAUGGUGACAGGCAACGGUAAUGGCAUGAGCUACCUGGACCAUGGCCUGCCUGACUUUGGGAGCUACCUAGACCCCUCCACGAACUGCGACAAGAAGGUUCUCAAGGCAGUGCUGAGCCAGCUGAGCUCCAUGGGUGGUGAGGUGGUGCCGAGCAUGUCUGCUCAGAUGGCUGCUGCAGUGAGCUCUACUUGGAACCACUUCUAGGCAAAUUUGUUUAUUUAUCCAGACAACAUAAGCAGAUAACUGGCUAGCUAGUAGUUAAUCUGCGGUUUGUGUAUGAUGAUUUCAUAUCAGAAUGUAUAAUUAUGUCUGUUUGGUGCAAUGUUUCUUGAGUGUGUGGGUAUUAGACUAUUAGUAGAGAAACGGUGAUUUUUUGUUUCCCCAGUCGAUAUUGGAGGACUAAAACCCUGGAAUGAUUUAA
Messenger RNA from Hordeum vulgare subsp. vulgare (domesticated barley), 1282 nucleotides. Its product is annotated as NAC domain-containing protein 21/22-like. NCBI's taxonomy places the organism in Eukaryota, Viridiplantae, Streptophyta, Magnoliopsida, Poales, Poaceae. The transcript is spliced from 3 exons. The record is from RefSeq and is a predicted model, not a curated record. Gene Ontology annotation, biological process: regulation of DNA-templated transcription. Gene Ontology annotation, molecular function: DNA binding. The coding region runs from base 151 to 1065 and encodes 304 amino acids.